GUCUUCCAUUGGCUAUCUUCAAAACAUGAUGAUUUUUAUAAUAUUCACCGCGUAUGAAUUAUUGUUACAGAUUGUAGCUGCAAAUCAUUAUAAAUUUGUCAGCAUGAUUUCGCUCUUUGUGUUGUUUUUCCGGAAAGAUAUGAAUUGAGUCAAGGUUGUUAUUGUUUGCAUGAGAGUCUUAAUUUAAAGAGUUGCGAUAUGUUCUUGAGACGUACCUGUUACGAUAAAAUUAGUUGUUAAUAGAUUUCGUACACGACUCGACGUCACGUGUGAAUGAGAAGUGAUCGUGUUUUUCAUGGGAAGCCAAGGCAUAAGAAUUGUUAUCGGCGUUGUCACUAUCUGACGUGAUUGUGAUCAAGAAUAAAUGUGGUUGGAAUGCAUCCUGGACCGAUUCAAGUGCCUGUCUUCGUAUAUCCAACACCAAUCAUAUUUUAUCUUGAAGACCAAGCGUCACACAAACAAGUAUUAACUUUAUACAAUCCUUACGAAUUUCCAAUUAGAUUCAGAGUGUUGUGCACUGCUCCAAACAAGUACACAGUUGUAGAUCCUGAGGGUUCUAUUAGACCUCGCUGUUGUAUUGAUAUCGUCGUUAGACAUAAUGCAGUUACGUUGGCGAAUUGCAACAUCACAGAUAAAUUUAGGAUACAGAUGCAAAAUCAUACAACUAAACAGCUGAUGGGUAAACAGGACAUUCCAGCAACAUUGCUUCCAGGAAAAUCAAGUGGUGGUCCAUCAGACUCUUCAGAAGAAUUUCUUAGACUUCCAUCGGCACCUAGCACUGUGCAGCAGCAAUUUGGCUUGAUACGAGACCCUAGACCAGUGGGAGGCAGAUACCAAACACCAAACUAUGUGGUGGUUGUAGCGGCCAUUAUUUGUAUUGGUGCGUUGCUAUUGCCAACUCAGGGUGAUGAAGACUCAAGGUUUCCUGAAUAUCUUCAUCUUACUUCUAAUCUGAAGCUAAUAUUUGCAUAUGUUUUAGGUAUGGUGACAGUGGUUGUCUUGAAACCAGGCUAAACAGAAAAUGAUUCUCUGUGCACAUUUAAUGAGUGCAGUCGGUAACGAUAUAAAUACUGCUGAUUGAAAAAGAAGAGAGAAUUGUAAUGGCUUGAUAUGAUGCCAAUUUUAUCAUUUAGUGUAUUUCCAUUUGCUUUUAAAAUGAGUACCUGAAAAAAGUUUUUCAAGAAACAUUUUUGAGCACAUGUCCAUUUAUUGAGUUUCUAGUGUGUUUUGUAUUGAUGGCUCCAAAAAUACCUGAACACUGUGAAGUACUCUAGUAUAACCAUUUUUGCAAGGGAAAAAACCUUUAUUUUUCCUGUUGUACUUCUACUUUCAUUAUGUUUGUGUCGUGUAACUCUUUGCCUCAAUCCUCACCUUAAAAUGAACAUAAGCAACUUUGCUUUUGAGGAAAAAAGUCCAGUGUUUGCAUUGUAUAACUUAGAUAAGGAGGGAUGUAUAUGCCUCUUUCUUGUAUUUUAUAUGGUUAAUGUUCCUCUUUUUUAUAUAUUUUUGUCCUUUGCAAUUGGUUUGCUUGUUGACUUCUUCUGGAAGCACAGUGAUGCUAUGAAUUCUGAUAACAUUACAGUAUUUGUUGGAACCAUAAUUGUAUUUAUCAUGCCUGGACUUCACUAUUUUAUAAUAUAAUUCUCUCAUGGAUGUAAGGUGAUGCUGGUGCUGUUGUUAUUACAGCAUUCCAUAAUUUAUAUUCUGUCUGUGAUUGACUGUCUUGUCAUACCUGUUUUAUAUUCAGAUGCAUGUUUAAAAAUCCCAUUUUUUGUGUAAAAAUAUAUGAAUUUUUGUAAAAAAUUGAAAUGUAAAAACAAUACUGGAGAAGAGAUACCUAAAGUUAAGCUAAGUAAGCUACAUUUUUUAUCAGAGGAAGUAUAAUAAUCUUGCCUAAAAAUUUAAUUUUAACAGUCAUUGUCCUUCCUGUGACAAUCACGAUGCACCAACUACAGAGCUGGGGGGGCUUCUGCAAAGUUACCAUUUGCAAAAUACACACGAAUUACUCAGUGUGCACUUUUGUAACUUAUAAGGAGAUGCCAUAAACUGCAGAAAUGAGGUUGGAAUUCAUUUUAUUUUCUUGUGUUACAGAAGACUCCCCCUUGUGUUUCCUGUUUGUUUUAUUUAUUGUCAUUCAGAUUUGUGAAUGAUUUUAGUUCACUGUUUAUUCCCUCCUGUUUUCAGAGUCUUUUGUUUUGUCAUUCCCCUUCCCUUCCCUCUCCCUAUAUUAAUUAUCUACAAAUAAAACUUAUUUUGAUGCAUUAAAGUGUGGAUUCUGUUCUCUCUCCCAUCAUAUCCAUCAGUUGUCAGUAUUCAUUUUUCUGCGCUUUAUGCAUGGCUCUGUGUUUCAUUUCCUACUCCCUUUCUUUCGUUUUUUCCAAUCAGAUAUCUCAUCAGUCAUACUUUCCGUAAUCUUAAAAAUUAGAUCUCACUCUUGAAUGAAUUUUUCAAGACACUGUAAACAUACAACGCACACUUGAAUGCUUUGAACAUCUGGUUAAUAAUUUAAUAAGUGAGCCUGUGCAGGGGUUAGGGCAUAUUUUGGGUUCAAAUACCGAGCCUGCUUUCCAGAUUUAGGUUGUCCACAAUUUCAUAAGUAAGUGAAUGUCAAGGCAUUUCCUUUAAAAAGGCAACAGCCAGUCCUUACAACUACAUUGUCAUUGAAUAGGCAUUAAGCCUAAUUUGACUUACUUUUUUCUUCAUUAAUAAUUAAUUUUUCAUAGAGGUAUUAUGUUCCCUACAAGAGUAAGACAAGAAGAAAGGAAAGCACAUGUGUAUGGGUAAAUAAUAAGUGAGGCACACAUGCUUAUAAUAGAUCAAGAAAUUUGUUGCAUUCUUUAUCAUUAUGUUGGUCUGUAAGCCAUUGCCCCAUCUUUUGGGUGAGUAGCAAUCUAUCCAUGUUGUUGUUUAUCCUACCUGGACUUUCCAUUGUUUACAUUCUCUUUUCAGUAGUUUAUAUGUUCUCUCAGAUCCUCCCUUUUUACUGAUAACUAUAUCAGUAAAACCGCAUCACUAGUAACACUGGAUUGCGCAGGUCACCACUCUGCCAUUAUGAGACUGGACAAAUGACCAAAUGAGAAUGUAUGUUGCUAGUAAGUGUCUGUACAGAUCCAUUCAUCUUCUGAUGCCAGAACUAGGCAUAUGAAAACUUGACAUCCUUGUCAUCUUACAUAAUACUUUAUUUUCUACUUAUGUAAUAGAUUCAAUAGUCAUUUCGGUGCUUUGUCUUCAAAGAGUAUCCAAACUGCAAUGUACACAUUAACCAGUUGUGAAUAAGAGGAUUUCAUCAGAUUUAGAAAAUAACAUUUCCAACCAAAGUGCAUUUCAUCUAAAGUUUGAAGUAAUGACACAAGAGUUUGAUGAAUUAUUAGUCACCAUUGGACAGGCAUACAGAAAAUAUAAUUUUUCUUUCUGUGCACCCCAAGUUGUUAUUCAGUGUGUGGCACAUUGCCUUCAAUAUUUUUUGUCUGGUAGUAGCUCUUCAUGGGAGAGUAACAUGUGCUCUUUGGUACUGAAGCUUCUAUUAAUAUUAAAUCCAUCCUAAAUUUGUUAUGGAAUUAUGUUAGAAGAACUAAAAGUGUUAUCCAGUUUCUUUCUUUUUAACUCUAGGCAGGAUGUUAGUAAUGACUGCGCUAUUUCUUUUCUUUUGUGUUCACAUCUUGAGCAUCUUGUCACUCAGAUUGGGAAAUUCUCAGCAAAAGUUUUAUUUAUUCAUGUAACAGGCAUUAAAAUUUUAGAAAGCAAAACUUGUAAGUAUUAAUAAAAUAUGGAGGUAUAGACUAGUGAAGGAACAGUACUUAUCAAAAUAAUGUAUGAGACUAGAGAGGACUGCAGAGAGAAAAUGUAUUCUCUCUCUCUCUCUCUCUCUCUCUCUCUCUCUCUCUCUCUCUCUCUCUCUCUCUGCAAUUAAAGUCAAUUGAAGUAGCAAGGCAGAUGAGAACACAAUUUAUCAGUUUUCUGGAAGGCUUGAGGAAUACUGAAAUAGUUGGAUGGGCAAACAUAAUCAUCAUCUGUAGGUAGUUAUGGCAGAAAAUAACUUACAGAAGCGGAGAAAAGAAAAGCACAAAAACUGACAAUAUUACGAAAACCUGGAAGUAAGAUUAAUGAAAAGGUAUUAUGAAUGGAUUGCAAAGGAACAAAGAUGGAAUCAAAAUUUGGAGUUUGGGGGGGGGGAUGAAGGGGUGGACAAGGUAGGAGUGAUAUACAUACUGUACACCAUGAUGAUGCCACUAGAUGUCUUUAUGAUCAACAUGAUUAGUGAAGUGUUAGCACCUCAUUGUUGAUGUGAUAAGGAGGCAAAGUUGGUAGUUCUGAAGUUCAGAUUGUAGCAUCAGUUCCACCUGAUAUGUAGACAAGCUGAUGUAAUUUCCUCUGGCAUGCAGGUAGUAUGUGCUUUAGAAGUCAUCUACAGCUUUCUGAAGUCAUUUUAUGUCAGGGACUAUUAAAACCACCUUGACAUGCAAACUCCAACAUACUGUAGACUGUGCACUGGUAUAAUGUGCAAUAUAUUUCUGUCUUACUCACCCCUUCUUAUUCAUAGUUGUCAUGUCGGUAUGCAACAGUAUUUGCAUAGCAGUUGAUAUGCAAUGUGCACUCACACAGAGCUCUCUGUUGGUAAAAUGAAUCAAGAGUUCUCAAAUUGCAUUUUUCAAUGUUUCACAAGUCUUGUAAUCCUUGUCUAGCAGGGUGGAGUAGGGGAGGGCAGGGGGAGGCAGAACUUCAAAUACUCAUUGUUAAAAGAGAUGAAAUAAUCCAAAAAGUUACUCAUUGUGUUGUUACUGUUCUGUGUUAAUUUAAUAAAAUAUCUUUUAGAGUAUAUGAUAAGCAGUUGAAAUCUGAAAUGAGGCAUGAGAAACAUUUUAGAGGUUCCAUGACAAAAGAGGAAUUUUGCACUUUGGCGAAAUUUACUACUUAUGAAGCAAA
Schistocerca gregaria is the source of this 4923-nucleotide messenger RNA. RefSeq names its product motile sperm domain-containing protein 1-like. The coding region runs from base 376 to 1014 and encodes 212 amino acids. The transcript is spliced from 7 exons. NCBI's taxonomy places the organism in Eukaryota, Metazoa, Arthropoda, Insecta, Orthoptera, Acrididae. Gene Ontology annotation, cellular component: cytoplasm. The record is from RefSeq and is a predicted model, not a curated record.